AAGGGCGAUACAAAUGUUCCUUGCAAGUAUUCUUCCAGUCUUUCUAGUCGUACCAUCGGCACAGCAUUCAUUCUCUCGAUAGACAAACACAUUCUUGCAGAUGCCGGUGCGAAUGCUACGAUAUUGGCCACGGUCAGUUGUGAGAAAACACGCGAAGGAAAACACGUGUACAAUGGGUAGUUGCGAUGCGCGAAAUCGCGAUUAUUACUGGUCAAUCCGCUUCAGUGCCACUGAUAACGAGCAGUUCGAUGUAUAAUUGUCUGUGGGGUUUCUUCUGCUAAGUCAGACACUUCAUAACCUGCGACGCGAUUGGAUGUGCGGAACACCUAUGGAAAUUGAGUCCUACUAAUUGGCAAGUGUGCUACGGGCGACAUAGAUCGAAAGUAUUGGUGAAUAUUAAUAAGACUACCGUCCCUGGAUUUAGAGUCAGUCGAUCAAAUGAGAAAACAUAGCUGCUGCUCGGAUUGGGAUAUUUUUAGUUUGCUCGAAGUGACUCGUUGACAAAACUAAUUAGUCUGAAUGUUUGGUGCGAAUUCCCAGUGAAAAUUACAAGUUUCUACACACAACCAAAUAAAGUUCCUUUUUAACAAGUAAAAACAUUCGCUGACGCAAAAAGAAUGUCCAGCGAAAAACAAGUUACGGCCUGUGAAGACUCAGAUGAUUGUCACCGGCUCACAGGUAAUCGCAACCUGCAGUUAAUACAACCAACUUUGAUUUCCACAUACUCUAAGGAUAAAGAUCUUAUCGAGCCAACCAAGGGGUCCGUAAGCGCCUUGACAAGGAGGGCUGGGAAACGGAGUGAUCGAAUGCAGGUUACGAUGAGCAUUCUUGCGAAUCUGACAGUUUUAUCUUCCGGCAUGGGAUUGGGUUAUUCGGCAAUCACGUUACACUCACUUACACAAGAGGAUGACCCGUUACGGCUAAAUCCGGAUCAGGCUUCAUGGUUCGCUUCCAUCAAUUCGAUUGCCUGUCCGUUUGGAGGACUAAUUGCCGGCUACCUGUUGGAUAGGAUAGGACGAAAAUGGACACUCAUAUUCAUCAACAUACUGUCUAUCGCCUCGUGGACGUUGAUUGCCAUUUCGAGUAGCACCAAUUUCGAUCUGAUGUACACCCAAAUCAUGAUCGCACGCGUGAUAAUAGGCCUAGUGAUUGGACUUGUCAGUGCAACGGCUGCAAUAUAUUCAGCGGAAAUUGCUACCCCAAGGUUAAGGGGCCGCCUGACGGUGCUGACAUCGUUAGCCAUAGCAGUCGGUAUACUCAUGAUCUACAGCUUUGGGUACGUUAUUCCGGAGAAUUUCCGCCUGGUGGCUGUAAUUGCGGCUGGAUGCUGUGUAGCCUCUUUACUGCUCCUAAUUCCACUGCCCGAGUCUCCUGCCUGGCUUUUAUCUAAGGAACGCGAGACGGAGGCGGAGCGCUCGUUAAAGAAGAUAAGAGGGUAUGGAAGUUCCUUGAAAACAAUUCCAGAGAUCGAACACGAACUUACCCGGUUAAGAGAAAAUAUUGAAGCGCAGAAAAUGGCCGGGAAGGAGUGUUUUAUAGAUAUGCUGAAACAACCGCAGGUUUAUAAGCCGCUCGGUGUGAUGAUAGGAUUUUUCGCGGUUCAACAGUUUUCCGGUAUUUUCGUAGUUGUUGUUUAUGCUGCAAAGGUGUCUUCCGAAGCUGGUGUCUCGAUAGAUCCAUUUCUUUGCACUGUGCUAAUAGGAAUUACCCGUGUUAUUGCAACUAUUUUGGUAGCAUAUAUUCUAGACACGUUGGGAAGGAAACCGCCGUCGAUCUUCUCCGGCGUUGGCAUGGCUGUUUGUAUGUUCGGCAUUGCGGCUUGUAUUUACAAUCCGCUUCCCGGAGGCUUGCGAUGGAUUCCAACCUUCCUAAUCAUAACAUAUAUUUUCACUAGCACGCUAGGCUUUCUCACAAUGCCAUUCUCAAUGACGGCAGAGUUGUUCCCCCAGAAAGUUCGAGGUCCUGCUUCGGGAAUCACUAUAUUUUUCGCAUAUCUUAUGUCAUUUGUAAUCAUUAAACUCUAUCCGACGAUGGUUGAACAAAUGGGUAGUGCGAAUGUGUUUAUUUUUUAUGGCACAAUUUCUGUGUUUGGAAUUUUGUUUGUUUAUUACAUCGUCCCUGAAACUAAAGGAAAAUCUCUGCAGGAAAUCGAAGACUAUUUUCGCGGUAAAUCGUCCACUCGAAGAUCGAGCAGAUCAGCAGAUGAUGACUGUGCGAAAUUAUCAACCUCAGUUGUAUAAAUUCCAACUCAUAAGUUUUAGUUUAUUCUUCUCACCAAGCUUAAUUAAUCAUUAUUAGUUAAUUAGAACAAAAUAAAAGUCGGCCUAUUUACGUUUGAUUUCCAAAAUAUUUUAUGAUGGUCAUCAAGGCAACAUUACCCGUUCUAAGUGGGAUGAAUUGAGCAAUUAAAUUCGUUUUGAGUAUGUUGCGCCACUCAGAAGUGCCGCCAAUUGGAAUAGUUAAAGUUAAUUUGACUUCAAAAUAAUAGAAUAACUCAACAUCUGCAUCUUGCGCUGAGGGGGCCUAGAUUGAUCUUAUUCAACUGUCAGUUAUAAGAAGACGUAUUAUCACUAUCGAUCCCAUAUCGAAAAGCCAUUAGCGUAACCGGUGCUGUGAUAUUAAAUUCUACUUCGGUUGCCAAUAGUCUGAAAAUUGAACCUAGAAUUUAAGUGGCCCUGAUUUAUAAUUAAUAGUUCUGAUUAGUAACGGUAAAAGCUAUUAAAUAGUGCGUAAAAAUUGGAUUUUCCAUCUAUAUUUGAGUUCCAUUAAAAUAAAAUCGUUGUUUU
Messenger RNA from Wyeomyia smithii (pitcher-plant mosquito), 2786 nucleotides. RefSeq names its product facilitated trehalose transporter Tret1-like. The record is from RefSeq and is a predicted model, not a curated record. The transcript is spliced from 5 exons. Bases 618 to 2240 code for a protein of 540 amino acids. Gene Ontology annotation, molecular function: sugar transmembrane transporter activity. Gene Ontology annotation, biological process: carbohydrate transport; transmembrane transport. Gene Ontology annotation, cellular component: membrane. Lineage: Eukaryota; Metazoa; Arthropoda; Insecta; Diptera; Culicidae.